Messenger RNA from Orycteropus afer afer, 366 nucleotides. RefSeq names its product chromosome transmission fidelity factor 8 (gene CHTF8). Gene Ontology annotation, cellular component: Ctf18 RFC-like complex. Gene Ontology annotation, biological process: mitotic sister chromatid cohesion. The transcript has 3 exons. The coding region runs from base 1 to 366 and encodes 121 amino acids. NCBI's taxonomy places the organism in Eukaryota, Metazoa, Chordata, Mammalia, Tubulidentata, Orycteropodidae. The record is from RefSeq and is a predicted model, not a curated record.
AUGGUACAAAUUGUUAUUUCCAGUACUGGGGCUGGAGGCCUGGCAGAAUGGGUGCUGAUGGAGCUGCAGGGGGAGAUCGAGGCUCGCUGCAGCACCGGAUUAGCUGGAAACCUCCUGGGAGACCUACAUUACACCACUGAGGGAAUUCCUGUGCUGAUCGUGGGGCACCAUAUCCUGUAUGGGAAAAUCAUCCACCUGGAGAAACCUUUUGCCAUCCUUGUCAAACACACACCUGGGGAGCAGGACUGUGAUGAGUUUGGCUGUGAGACUGGCACCCGGUACUUGGUGACAGCACUCAUCAAAAACAAGAUCCUUUUCAAAACCCGCCCCAAGCCCAUUAUCACCAGCGUCCCCAAGAAAGUAUGA